AGUGUGAAGCAUAAAGUGAACAUCUGAAAGUGUUUAUUGCGUUGUUUUCUUAAAUCUUCCAUCUUAUUCCCCUGUCAUCUGCUGACUCUUCUGUCUGGAUCGCUGGCAUUCAUUGAUCAAGCAUUCAAGGGAUUUGGCAGGGAAGACAUCAUUGGAGUGAUUUGUUACUUGCUGUUUAACCCUACUAUUUAUAAUCCUAGGGAAGCAAAGCAAGGAAAAUAGUAGCAGAAUGAGCAUUCCACAGGUGCCAAAGAAAAGAGUGGCAUUUGUGUUGAUUGAUGGGUUGGCUGAUGUGUCACUGCCAAGGCUUGGAUUGAAGACUCCUCUUGAGGCAGCAAAAGUACCCAAUUUGGAUGCCAUAGCAUCUGCUGGAGUUAAUGGACUAAUGGACCCUGUUGAGGUUGGCUUAGCUUGUGGAAGUGACACUGCUCAUCUUUCCUUGUUGGGUUAUGAUCCCAGGGUUUAUUAUCGCGGUCGAGGAGCAUUCGAAUCCAUGGGGGCAGGAUUGGCCAUGUCACCUGGUGAUAUUGCAUUUAAGUCAAACUUUGCUACUCUUGAUGAGAAAACUGGAAUAGUCACCAGUAGGAGAGCUGACAGGCACUUUGAAGAAGAAGGCCCCAUACUUUGUGCUGCCCUGGAUGGAUUGAAGCUUCCAUCUUUCCCUCACUAUGAAGUCAGAGUCAGGUAUGCAACAGAACAUAGAUGUGGAGUAGUUGUUAAAGGACCAAAUUUGAGUGGAAAUAUAUCAGGAACGGACCCAUUAAAGGACAACCGUUUACUUUUGAAAGCAGAAGCUUUAGAUGAUUCUCAUGAAGCAAGGAAUACUGCUGCUGUUGUUAAUGAAUUGUCCAAGGAAAUAACAAAAAUUCUGGUUUCUCAUCCCGUGAACGCAAAACGUGUUGCAGAAGGGAAGAACAUAGCAAAUGUAGUCCUUUUAAGAGGUUGUGGCAUUCGAAUUGAGGUUACACCAUUUUUAGAUAAACAUGGUCUGUGGCCAUGCAUGGUGGCUCCAACGAAAAUAAUUGCUGGCCUGGGCUUAUCACUCGGAAUUGAUAUUCUAGAUGCUCCUGGAGCAACUGGGGACUAUCGAACUUUACUAACAUCAAAAGCAUCGGCAAUAGCUAAGGCACUCUCGGCUCCUUUGCAGUCCUGCCCCAAAGUGUUUGUACCUGGAGAGGAUGACUUUAAAGCAGGUCGCUCUGAUGGCUAUGACUUUGGAUUUCUUCAUAUCAAGGCAAUAGAUGAUGCUGGCCACGACAAGGCGAGCAUGCUCAAGGUCAAAGCAUUAGAAGCUGUCGAUACUGCAGUGGGGCAGCUGGCAAGGCUUCUCUGGGAAGCAGAAUCAUCUGGAGAAUAUCAGUUUUACCUUUGUGUCACAGGAGAUCACUCUACUCCAGUAGAAUAUGGUGAUCAUAGUUUUGAAUCAGUUCCAUUCGCCAUAUGUCUACUGAAAGACUUUGUUGGUGCUAUUGGAGAAUCAACUGUUCUGAAAACUUCUCUUGACCCAUUUCCCAUUCCCACUGUCAAGUCUGGUGAAGACUUGCUUCAUGAUUUGGACACAAAUGAGGGAAGAGACAAAUGUUGUGAAGCUUACAGUGGUGAUUCAGUUUAUGAGCUAAAUGAAGUGGCAGCUGCAAGAGGGUGUCUGGGACGAUUUCCUGGAGGAGAAAUGAUGGGAAUUAUAAAGAAAUUCAUUAGCUUAGAUGAGAAAGCUGCUUAACCAUGAAGUUAUGAGUCUCAUGCUCCAUCACUGACAUCUAGUAACUUUUAUCUUAUGUAGAAUAAGAAGUUUUGUUUCAAAAACCAAUGUAAACUCAGCAUAAAUAAACUUUUCUUUGUUGUUUUUGUUCAUGCUGGAGACACAUGAACUCAAGAAACCUGAGCCUUGUUGAAUUGGAAGUAAGAAAUAGAGGUUUACCUGGAUGA
Molecule: messenger RNA, 1926 nt
Organism: Vigna umbellata (rice bean)
Lineage: Eukaryota; Viridiplantae; Streptophyta; Magnoliopsida; Fabales; Fabaceae
Molecular function (GO): phosphoglycerate mutase activity; metal ion binding
Source: RefSeq, a predicted model, not a curated record